This is a messenger RNA of Limanda limanda (common dab), 2016 nucleotides long. It is a transcript of the gene pdha1a, whose product is annotated as pyruvate dehydrogenase E1 subunit alpha 1a. Gene Ontology annotation, molecular function: pyruvate dehydrogenase (acetyl-transferring) activity. The coding region runs from base 67 to 1239 and encodes 390 amino acids. Gene Ontology annotation, cellular component: intracellular membrane-bounded organelle. Lineage: Eukaryota; Metazoa; Chordata; Actinopteri; Pleuronectiformes; Pleuronectidae. Gene Ontology annotation, biological process: pyruvate decarboxylation to acetyl-CoA. The record is from RefSeq and is a predicted model, not a curated record. The transcript is spliced from 11 exons.
CGGAAGCGGAAGUGCGGAACCUAAGGACAGAAGUGCUGCUGCUGUGAGCUAGUGAGUCCAGGAAAGAUGCUGACCAACAUCUCCAAUGUGCUGCGAGCCUGCGCUUCCAGGAAUGGAGCUGCGGCGGUCGUUUCAGCACGCACAUAUGCUGACUUCACAACCCAGGCUACCUUCGAAGUGAAGAAAUGUGAUGUGCACAAGCUGGAUGAGGCUCCAGCCACUGAGGUGGUUAUGACCCGAGAUGAGGGUCUGCAGUACUACCGCACCAUGCAGACCAUCAGGCGCAUGGAGCUGAAGGCAGAUCAGCUCUAUAAGCAGAAGAUCAUCAGAGGGUUUUGCCACUUGUAUGAUGGACAGGAAGCUUGUGCCGUCGGUAUUGAAGCAUCCAUUAAUUUGUCUGACCACCUGAUCACUGCUUACCGCGCCCAUGGAUACACUUACACCCGAGGAGGGAAAGUAAAGGAGAUCAUGGCCGAGCUCACCGGCAGAAGAGGAGGUAUUGCAAAAGGCAAAGGAGGAUCAAUGCACAUGUACUGCAAAAACUUCUAUGGAGGAAAUGGAAUUGUUGGAGCACAGGUUCCCCUUGGUGCUGGUGUAGCUCUGGCCUGCAAAUUUCAGGGCAACAACGAGUUGUGUGUCUGUCUCUAUGGUGAUGGUGCUGCCAACCAGGGUCAGAUCUUUGAAACCUACAAUAUGGCCUCUCUGUGGAAGUUGCCCCUCAUCUUCAUCUGUGAGAACAACCGGUACGGUAUGGGAACGUCAGUGGAGCGAGCUGCAGCCAGCACAGACUACUACAAGAGAGGAGAGUUCAUCCCUGGUCUCCGGGUGGAUGGGAUGGAUGUCUUGAGCGUUCGGGAAGCAGUCAGGUUUGCCGCUGAUCACUGCAGAACUGGAAAGGGUCCCAUUAUCAUGGAGCUUCAGACAUACCGCUAUCAUGGACACAGUAUGAGUGAUCCCGGCGUCAGCUACCGCACACGUGAGGAGAUCCAGGAGGUCCGCAGUAAGAGCGACCCCAUAUCUCUGCUGAAGGAUCGUAUGCUUAGCAACAACAUGGCCAGCAUUGAGGAGCUCAAGGAGAUUGAUAUAGCGGUGAGGAAGGAAAUAGAAGAUGCUGCCCAGUAUGCCACCACGGAUCCUGAACCCCCACUGGAAGAGUUGUGCAACCACAUAUUCGCCAACAACCCACCUCUGGAUGUGCGUGGCACGAACCCGUGGUCCAAGCUGAAGUCUACGAGCUAAACUAUUUUUUUUUCUCAUCUCGCCUUUUCAUCACCUCUCCAGCGCUGUAAUAUAUUUCCCCCCCCCCCAUCCCUACCCAUCACGAACACACAUCAUAUAAUGUACCGUCUGAUGACUCAAGCCCAGGACGUAAUGCAUCAAUCAGCAAGUAUUUAAAAUUGAACAGCAGCGGCCAUAUUAAGAUGUGAGAAUUAAACUCACAAGGAUCGACAGGAACACAAAAUCAAAAUGUAUAAAACCUUUUUGAAGUGCUAUUGGUUUGCCAGUCCUACUUCCUAACAUUACCCCACUCCGUGUUCUUGAAUUUGACAUUUCGUCUCAUAUUUAUUUAUUUUUCAUAAAAGCUUUAAUUUUAUGUUUAGUAAAUAAAAUCUCCAUCCAUGACAGUAGUGGUGUAUGAAGUACUUGAAUUAGAAGAAUUUCAGAUGAACGCCGAAGAAAUUCUUUAAGCUACUGUAUUUAAAGUCUCAUAACAUUAAGCACUCUGUAUUUUUCCCACUUCACAAGGUUUUGCAACUCCCGCCCCAAGUGAACAUUCUAAUCAAACUGCCUGUUUGAUAUUUAUUUUGGGUUAUUUCAUUAAACAAAUGUACAUCCAUUACUGUUUAACUCACAGAUAAAAAAUAAAUUGAAUUAAUAAAUAUUUCAAUUUGAGUUAAGCACCACUUGUUACAAAGACAUAAAUGAGAGCAGGGAAAAGAUUGUUGCCAACAUUCUUGAUGCUUUCCCAAAUGUUUUAUCUUUCUGUGGACUAUAUGUAAUAAAGAGUAAAGAAUA